Lethenteron reissneri (Far Eastern brook lamprey) is the source of this 2239-nucleotide messenger RNA. Its product is annotated as DBH-like monooxygenase protein 1. The record is from RefSeq and is a predicted model, not a curated record. Gene Ontology annotation, biological process: dopamine catabolic process; octopamine biosynthetic process; norepinephrine biosynthetic process. Gene Ontology annotation, molecular function: dopamine beta-monooxygenase activity; copper ion binding. Gene Ontology annotation, cellular component: secretory granule membrane. NCBI's taxonomy places the organism in Eukaryota, Metazoa, Chordata, Hyperoartia, Petromyzontiformes, Petromyzontidae.
GACAAUGCGAGCUCGCAGAGGUGGUGAGCCAUCAAACCAGGGUCCACAGCGGAGGCAGCAGCAGCUGACAAUUGUGUUCGAAUCAAUAAGUGAAGAAGUUGCGACGCAAUCUGUAAUUUAAAAAAUCUGUAAUUUGGUAUUGUCAAAGUAUUGUUUUAUUUAAUUACCACAGUAAAUUUUUCAUCAAUUAUCAGACGAGUAAUUAUGCCUCGCCACGACCUGCCAGCGAGGAUGACGACGGUGGUGAUGGCGGUGGUGAUGAUGGCCGUGGGGGUGUCCUGUGCCCUGGAUCCUGACGCCGACCUCACGUUCAGCACCGAAUUAUCUCCGGACAAAUUCCACGUCUCGUGGGCGUUCGACAGCGACCAGAUCGUCCUGGAGGCUCGGGUUCGCACCCGGGGCUGGGUCGGCCUGGGGCUGAGCUCCACGGGGAUGAUGGCCGGCUCUGACGUGGUGGUCGGGUGGGUGGACAGCGCAGCCGCUACCCAUCUCGUGGACGGACACAUCGAGGGGGAGCGGAGCCUGGUGCGGGACGCGAGCCAGGACUACAAACUCGUGCGGCUCAGCGAGAACGGCACCCACACGGUCAUGCGCGUGGUGCGCGCGCUGCGCACGUGCGACGCCAACGACAGGGACAUCACCGAGGACACGGUGCGUCUGAUCUGGGCCUACAGCGGUGAAGACCCAGCGAGCGAGACUCAGAUCCAGUACCACGGCGCGACCACGCGGGGCUCCAAGAGCGUUCAGCUUCUGAGCCACGGAUCUGCCACCGAGCAGCCCCUGCCUCCAGAUCACGACUCCUUUAACCUGGCUUUUGACAAGUACACGAUCCCGACCGCCUCCACUUACUACGCGUGCAAGCUCGUCUCUCUGCCCAAACUCAGCAAGAAAAAUCACCUCAUCAAGGUGGAGCCCAUUGUCCAGGCCGGCAACGAGGCGUUCGUGCACCACAUUCUCGUGUACGUGUGCCUGGACAACGUGAACGCGUCCCACGUGGGAGUCACGCACGAGUGCUACCACCCCAACAUGCCCGACUCCUUCUCCACCUGCACCUCCGUGCUCGCCGCGUGGGCCAUUGGCGGCGGGACAUUUGACUACCCCCCCGAGGCCGGGUACUCGCUAGGAGCGCAAGGGGACCCCAAGAUGGUCCUGAUCGAGAUGCACUACGACAACCCCGGGCUCGUGUCAAACGUGAUCGACAGCUCCGGCCUGCGCUUCUACGUCACGCCGCAGCUGCGUGCCUACGACGCCGGAGUGCUGCAGGCCGGCGUCGGUGUCAACAACCUUCACUUCGUGCCGCCCGGAGCCUCCUCCUACACGAGCUACGCCGUCUGUCCCACCCAGGGAUUCGCCACCAUCGAUCAGAACGGGACCUCGCUGCGAGACGCGAUGCCACGUCCGAGGGGCGUGAUGCUAGGUAGAGAGGCGACGCAGAGCGGAGAGAUGAAGGUCUUCGCUUCGCUCCUGCAUGCUCACCUGCUGGGCAGGGCCGUCCAGCUCCGGCACUACAGGGCUGGAAAGCAGAUCGACGAGCUGGGUCGCGACAUGGGCUACGACUUCAACUUCCAGGAAACGCGCUACCUGAAAAAGCUCGUCUCCGUGAUGCCGGGCGAUUUCAUCAUCACAGAGUGCCUCUACAACAGCAAGGACAAAGCCACGACAACCACGGGUGGGCUCAGCACCCAGGAGGAGAUGUGCCUCGGCUUCCUGCACUACUACCCCAAGGUGAACGUGUCGCAAUGCCUCAGCGUUGUCAACAUGACGGAGCUGGCGCCCGCCCUUGGAUACACCGUCAUGCCUGAUUUCCCACACAUGGUCAUAACCCCCGAAGCGGACAAGGGGAAGCCGAUCUUCACCGUCUACGACAACGUGAACUGGACGGAACAGACUAUCCGCUCUGUGGAAAAAGCGGCGCAAACGGCCAACCAUUACGCGCUGCACAUGGACACGAAUGGGUACCAGUAUUUCCCUUAUCAGAGAAUCCCCGAGAUCCCUGCGGACCCCGAGGCGCCACCCUGCAACCCCACGAAACCCACCACGACACCUACCACGAAACCCACCACGAAGUCCGGAGAUAAGGGGGCAGCACCGAGCGUGCACCCCCACGGGAGCUGGCUGCACCUUCUCCUGACCAUGCCCAUCGUUGUCUUCGCUCAGCUGUUUGCAGAGCCUCUCCUCGCCUAACUCGCGGAAUAAAGAGGCUCAAAAGAUCUGAUUAAAAAAUAUAUGAUUGCAUUCA